AUGUCCUCCGCGAUCGGACGAUCUCAGUCCGCGAAGAGAUCUCCAGUCGUCGUCUGCAACGCCGAUGGACAGAAGUCAAGAAUUGGCUUGUGUGGUUUGGCCGUCAUGGGUCAAAACUUAGCCUUGAACGUCGCAGAGAAAGGAUUUCCGAUUUCAGUCUACAACCGUUCUGCUGACAAGACGGACGGGUGCGUGAACAGAGCCGAAAAGGAAGGCUUAUCGAGCAAGUUGCGAGGGUACAAGGAUUUAAAAGAAUUCGUGGAAUCUAUCGAGAAACCCAGACAUAUCAUCAUCUUAGUGAAAGCUGGGGCGCCGGUCGAUGCGACCAUCGAAGGCUUGUCGCAGUUUCUCGAGCCCGGGGACUGCAUCGUCGACGGAGGGAACGAAUGGUACGAAAACACCGAACGAAGAAUGAAGGAAGUUCAAGAGAAAGGUUUGUUGUAUUUGGGCAUGGGCGUGUCUGGUGGCGAAGAAGGGGCGAGAAAUGGGCCGUCGAUGAUGCCUGGUGGUUCCGAAGAGGCUUAUAAACGCAUCGAAGAUAUUUUGAAACCGGUGAGCGCGCAAACCGAUACGGGCGCGUGCGUGACGUACGUCGGAAAAGGCGGCGCGGGUAACUUUGUAAAGAUGGUGCACAACGGUAUCGAAUACGGAGACAUGCAAUUGAUCUCUGAGGCAUACGAUAUCUUGAAAACUGUCGGUGGGUUAACGAACGAGGAAAUGCAUGCCGCUUUUGUGGAGUGGAACAAAGCCGAGCUGGAAUCGUAUUUGAUUGAAAUCUCGAGCUACAUUUUGGAGAAGAAGGACGACCAAAAAGACGACAAUUCCUUCUUAGUGGACAAAAUUUUGGAUAAAACUGGCAUGAAAGGUACCGGUAAGUGGACCGUGCAACAGGCGGCGGAGUUAUCCGUCGCCGCGCCAACGAUUGCGAGCAGUUUAGAUUCGAGAUUUUUGUCCGGUUUGAAAGACGAACGCGUCGCGGCAGAGGCUGUGUUCAAAAGCAAAGGCUUAGCGCCGGCGGAUUCCAAAGGACCGGCUCCUGGUAUCGAUAAGAAACAGUUGAUCGACGACGUGCGUAAAGCGUUGUACGCGUCGAAAGUGACCUCGUACGCACAAGGCAUGAACUUGAUCAGAGCUAAAUCGAACGAGCAAGAGUGGGGAUUAAAUUUGGGCGAGAUGGCGAGGAUCUGGAAGGGUGGGUGCAUCAUUCGAGCGGCGUUUUUGGAUCGCAUCAAGCAAGCGUACGACAAAGACGCGAACUUACCGUCUUUGCUCGUUGACGGUGAAUUCGCUUCGGAACUCGUCGAUAAGGAACAAGCGUGGAGACGCGUCAUCGUCGCCGCGGUGAACGCCGGCGUUUCCACGCCGUCAAUGUCUUCAUCCUUAAACUACUUCGACACGUACAGAAGAGGACGAUGCCCGGCGAACUUGGUCCAAGCGCAAAGAGACUUUUUCGGUUCGCACACCUACGAAAGAAUGGACAUGGAAGGCUGGCACCAUACUUUGUGGAGCGACAUGAACAGCGCCGAUAGUAUUACCACUUCCGGGUACACCAACUAA
Molecule: messenger RNA, 1557 nt
Organism: Bathycoccus prasinos
Lineage: Eukaryota; Viridiplantae; Chlorophyta; Mamiellophyceae; Mamiellales; Bathycoccaceae
Product: 6-phosphogluconate dehydrogenase
Exons: 1
Coding region: 1-1557 (518 amino acids)
Biological process (GO): pentose-phosphate shunt; pentose-phosphate shunt, oxidative branch
Cellular component (GO): cytosol
Molecular function (GO): phosphogluconate dehydrogenase (decarboxylating) activity; NADP binding
Source: RefSeq, a predicted model, not a curated record